UUGCUUUUUCAUUUGUGCGGUAAUUUUUUAACUGGUUGGUCGUGCCAGCAGAAAUUUGUGUGUUUCGUUGGAAAAAAAAACGUGCGGUAAAAAGAAGAAAUACUAAAAAGCAAAAACAACAACAAUAAUUACAAAAAAAAUACAAGUGAAUGGAGUAAAAAAAAGUGAAUACGGUUUGGGUAGCAAAAAAAAAAGUUAAUAAGAAAAAUAAUUUGCCAAAGCAGAUAAAAAAAGAAAAUAACGCCUAGCAGUCGGGAAGGGGAAUAGAAAUUUCUACAGUGACUUGUUUAUUGAAAAAAAGUAAAAGAAUUACACUAAAAAAAAGUAACAAGAAAUAAAAAUACAAUAGUCAUCUUUCCAGCAGCAAGAGCAAAUGUAAUUGUGUUAACAAAAUAAAAAGUGUUUUAUUGGUGAAGAAAAAAAGUAAAAUAUCUCAAAAAAGGCCUAAUAAGAGCCACAUAAAGCAACAAUUUGCUUUCGUUAUUAAAAAAAAAAAGUUUUCUAUAAAAUUGCAAACAAUAUACAGAUUAUAAAAUGACUUCCACAAAACGUUCAAACGUUGAUUUUGACGUGGAUGACGAUUUUGAUGAAGAUUCCGGUUCAGAUUUUGAUGAAGAUGAAGAUCCAGAUAAAAUAGAAGUACCAGGAGGAGGACGUGAUUUACAAACAGCCGUUACAUACGCUAAAAAUAGCACCAUACAAAAACAGGCGCACAGCAAUAGCAAUUCAUUACUAAUCACAAAUCAGCCAGGAGCCGUUGCAGCAGCCAAAACAAAUAACAAUAUGCCGAAAAAGACAGCAACCUCAUCCUCUGUGAGCAUGGGCAUGGGCUAUGAUUCCCAACCGUCUUCCACAAAUUCUGCCAAUAGCGGUUUAUCUACACAGUCGAAAAUCAAUGCCAUGGUUUUGCAAAAGAUUCAGGCUUUAGUUGCCGCCAAUCCACAGUUUUUAACCAGUGGCAUACCGAAUCAAUUAUUGUCACAACUGUUAAUGCAGCCGAUGAAGGUUACCACACCCAUUAUGCAACCCGAAGAAGAUGAGGCCGAUUAUGAGGAAAUGGGUGUAGCCGAAACUUAUGCCGAAUAUUGGCCAGCCAAAUUAAAAUUGGGUAAAAAACAUCCUGAUCCUGUAGUCGAGACAGCUUCUCUAUCAUCCGUAGAACCCUGUGAUGUUUACUAUAGAUUGUCCAUACCUCUCGAAACAAUACAAAGUGGUCAAUUGAGUGCUUUACAAUUGGAAUCGAUAACAUAUGCCUCACAGGCUCAUGAUCACCUGCUGCCCGAUGGUAGUCGUGCUGGUUUUCUUAUAGGUGAUGGUGCUGGUGUGGGCAAAGGGCGAACUAUAGCCGGCAUUAUCUAUGAGAAUUAUAUGAAGGGUAGAAAGAAAGCUUUAUGGAUAUCGGUAUCGAAUGAUUUGAAAUAUGAUGCCGAAAGAGAUUUGGGUGAUAUAGGGGCAGGACGGAUAGAGGUGCAUGCUUUGAAUAAGUUUAAAUAUGCCAAAAUCAAUUCGGAUGUUAAUAACAAUUGUAAAAAAGGUGUUAUAUUUAGCACUUACUCGGCUUUAAUUGGAGAAUCGAAUAAUAAGACUGGUAAAUACAAAUCAAGACUUAAACAGCUGCUGCAGUGGUGUGGCGAAGACUUUGAUGGUCUCAUAGUGUUUGAUGAAUGUCACAAGGCUAAAAACUUGUGUCCCGUGGGCUCGGGCAAAGCCACCAAAACUGGUCUCACAGUUUUAGAAUUACAAAAUAAAUUACCCAAAGCUAGAGUGGUUUAUGCUUCAGCUACAGGUGCUUCGGAACCUAAAAAUAUGGCCUAUAUGGUGCGUUUGGGUUUAUGGGGUCAGGGUACAGCAUUUCCUACAUUUAAUGAUUUCAUAAUGGCGGUAGAGAAGAGAGGUGUGGGCGCUAUGGAAAUAGUGGCUAUGGAUAUGAAAUUGAGAGGCAUGUAUAUUGCUAGACAGCUAAGUUUCCAUGGUGUUACUUUCAAAAUCGAAGAGGUUAAUUUGUCUAAAGAGUUUCGCAAGAUUUACGAUGAAUCUGUCGAUUUGUGGGUCGAAGCUAUGCAAAAAUUUACCGAGGCUGCUGAGUUAAUCGAUGCUGAAAGUCGCAUGAAAAAGACCAUGUGGGGUCAAUUCUGGUCUUCCCAUCAAAGAUUUUUCAAAUAUCUUUGUAUAGCGGCCAAAGUUAAUCAUGUUGUACAAAUAGCUCGCGAAGCUAUUAAAUAUGGCAAAUGUGUGGUUAUAGGUUUACAGUCGACGGGUGAGGCUCGCACUCUGGAACAAUUGGAAAGAGAGGAUGGUGAAUUGACAGAUUUUGUUUCAACAGCCAAAGGCGUUUUCCAAUCUCUGGUGGAGAAGCAUUUUCCUGCACCCGAUCGCAAUCGUAUCAAUCGCAUAUUGGGUCUUACUGCUCCCUCGGAAGAUAAAAAAUCUAUACAGUCCAUUAUUGCUGAGGUUACAGCCAAAAAUAAAAUUAAAGAAGAACCUCCCUCCUCCUCCGCCAAUAAACGUAAAUCCUCACGUCAGGAUUUGCAUGCCAAUAAAAAAUCACGCAACAAUUCCUGGAAUGAUUCCGAUGAUGAUAACGACUCACAAAAUGAAUCGGGCAAAGAGUCAGACUACAAACUCUCCAAUUCAGAAUCAGAGGAAUCCGAUACAGGUAAUCAUAGCGACAGCUAUGAAUCCUCCGAUUUUAAUCCCUUCUGCAGUGGUUCAGAUUCUGAUAAUGACCCAUGGUUGGCUCGGGCCAAAAAGAAGAAAUUAAAAAAGAAGGUUAAAACAAAGGAAACCAAUGCCUCCACCAACAACAACAACACAAAUAAUAACAUCUCCACCACCUCUAACAAUAACAACAUAGUUUCCUCUACAGCUUUAGCUGUUACAGUGUCACCGCCCAAAAAGAAACCUCCACAAUCGACGCAAGAUAAAAUCCAAGAUUUAUUGCAAAAGAAACAAGAACUCAAGGGCACAGUGACCCAAGUGGGAGUUCAUGGCGUGCGCUUAAACUAUGGUCCACCACCCAAAGAUGCUAUUGAGCGAGCUUGUUCCAUGAAAGAGGAAUUAUUGCGUAAAAUAGAAGUGUUAGGUGAUCGUUUGCCACCCAAUACCUUAGAUCAAUUGAUUGAUGAGUUGGGAGGUCCAGACAAUGUGGCCGAAAUGACCGGUCGCAAGGGUAGAGUGGUACAAUCGGAUGAUGGCUCCAUACAGUAUGAGUCACGUUCUGAACAAGAUGUUCCUUUAGAAACUUUAAAUAUAACAGAGAAACAAAGAUUCAUGGAUGGCCACAAGGAUGUAGCCAUUAUAUCCGAGGCCGCCUCCAGUGGUAUUUCAUUGCAAAGUGAUCGUAGAGUGCGCAAUCAAAGGCGACGUGUCCAUAUUACACUCGAAUUGCCCUGGUCAGCUGAUCGUGCCAUCCAACAGUUUGGUCGUACACAUCGUUCCAAUCAGGUCAAUGCUCCCGAGUAUAUUUUCUUAAUUUCCGAUCUGGCGGGAGAACGACGUUUCGCCUCCACCGUAGCCAAACGUUUAGAGUCUUUGGGCGCUCUCACACAUGGUGAUCGUAGGGCUACCGAGACCCGUGAUUUGUCUCAAUUCAAUAUAGACAACAAAUAUGGCCGCACGGCUUUAGAAACUGUGAUGAAAACUAUAAUGGGCUAUGAACAGCCUUUAGUACCACCACCCAACGAUUAUCGUGGUGAUUUCUUUAAGGAUAUUGCUGGCGCCUUAGUGGGUGUGGGUCUUAUUGUGAAUAGUGAAUCUAGUCCGGGCAUCUUAAGUUUGGACAAGGAUUAUAAUAAUAUUUCAAAGUUUUUGAAUAGAAUAUUGGGUAUGCCGGUUGAGUUGCAAAAUCGUUUAUUUAAAUAUUUCACCGAUACCCUGACGGCUAUUAUACAUCAGGCCAAGAAGGGAGGACGUUUUGAUUUGGGUAUUUUGGAUUUGGGUGCGGCAGGCGAGAAUGUUACCCGCGUGAAAUUGGUGCGUUUCUUGCGUAAACAUGCUACCGGCAAAGCGCCCACUGAGCUGCAUACCGUGCGUGUGGAAAGAGGCAUGAUUUGGCAGGAGGCUAUGGACAAAUACGCCGAUUUGAUUAGCAGCAAUGAAGGUUUCUAUUUGUCGCAUCAGGUACGCAACAACAAACGUACCGCCAUCUUAGCCGUUGAAAUUGAAGCCCCCACUGUAACCAACAGCCAGCAGCCGAAUAAUAAAAAGAAAGAAAAACCCAGUAAAAAAGAUAUUAUGUUUCAAAUCUAUCGACCCAAUACGGGUCUGCAAGUACGACACGAAUCUUUGGCGGAGAUAGAAAAGAAAUACAAAAAGGUGGGCAUGACAGAGGCCGAAGUACACUGGACGCAACAGUAUGAUGCAUCCGUUAAUACUUGUUCACAUGCCUAUUGGAAUGGUAAUUGUCGUAAUGUUAAUAUGGGACAGGAAUGUGAGGUGGGUUUACGUCAACGUUUGUAUUAUGUUUUGGCCGGCUCUGUACUGUCGGUGUGGUCGCGUGUAGAACAAAUUUUGUCCACACGUAAUGCCAACAAUAAAAUGCAAGUUAUACGCAUGAAAACUACGGAGGGCGAGAAAAUCGUGGGUACUUUAAUACCCAAAUCAUGCCAUGAAUUGCUUAUGCAAGAUCUUAAGUCUGAUGCUGAAAAAGUCGAAGAAGUUAACUUUUAAAAAACAGCAAGAAGAAAGAGAAGAAAUUUACUUU
Messenger RNA from Lucilia sericata (common green bottle fly), 4702 nucleotides. RefSeq names its product protein strawberry notch (gene sno). The transcript is spliced from 13 exons. Gene Ontology annotation, cellular component: nucleus. Gene Ontology annotation, biological process: regulation of DNA-templated transcription. Bases 535 to 4668 code for a protein of 1377 amino acids. The record is from RefSeq and is a predicted model, not a curated record. NCBI's taxonomy places the organism in Eukaryota, Metazoa, Arthropoda, Insecta, Diptera, Calliphoridae. Gene Ontology annotation, molecular function: histone binding; chromatin DNA binding.